Molecule: messenger RNA, 1048 nt
Organism: Tigriopus californicus
Lineage: Eukaryota; Metazoa; Arthropoda; Copepoda; Harpacticoida; Harpacticidae
Exons: 3
Coding region: 209-859 (216 amino acids)
Source: RefSeq, a predicted model, not a curated record
GUCAACACCACACUCCCUAUAUUAUAGAUCCAAUAGACCGACCAGACUAGAGCCACCAACGGACGGACGGAGAGGAGAGACAGACAACAGCCCUGGACAGUGGAAAGUAGAUGUGGGUGUGGUUGCGUUUCUAGUCGAGCCCGCCCUCUACAUUAAGUGCGUGGGGGCGUGUGAGUGUGCCCUUGGGUCCCGACCAGAUCGAGGCAGAAUGUGUUCCAUGUCUUGUUUGCGGGCCUCUUGUCUCUUGAUUGGGCUCUUUUGGGUGGGGGCGGGUUGUGCGGGCGUGUGCCUGACCUUGUUCUUGUUGUUCGGCCAGCGUUUGAAGGAUUGGACGCACAACACGUACACGCCCUCCAUGGAAGAUGUGGUCCCGCUCUUGGUGCUGUCCAUUCCGUCGGUGGUGUUCAGUCUCGUUCUCAUGGGCGGGGCCGCCUAUCGCCUCAAAUCCCAAGUCAUGGCCUGGAUGGUCUGGUUCUCCAUCGUGCCCAUCACAGUUUGGGUCUGGUUUGCCUACAAUCAGCUCAAGCAUCAUGGUUACAUCGAUUGGACCCGACAGGGCAUGAAGGGCUGCUACUUCUGCGGCUUGGAUCCAGAGGAGUCCUAUGUUACGAUCACUUGCGUCGUCUUGACCGUGAUCGACCUCUUGAGUCUGAUCAUCGCAGGGCAAUACCAUGGCAAACUUAAGCGUCGUUAUCGCGAGGCCACGGAGUCGCAAUUUGUCUAUUCUCAGCGGUCCAAUCAGCCCGUGGGCCCGCCGCAUCAUGCCUCCUAUCAUACCGCACAAGCCGAACCUUUGGCCAAUGUAGGAUAUUCCUACCAGUAUCAGUCACAGAACGGCUACCGAGAGCACAAUUUCUAGGCUCUUGGGGGGGCUUCAAUGCGUGUCGCCAUUGGUUCGACACCACCGCAUUCCAACUUACAAUCUCAUCACCGUUGUCAGAUUUUGUAGGAUACUCAUGUACAAAACUUUUGCCACCCUUUUUACAUACAUACCUCGAUGUUAUUAGAAUAGAAAUAAAUGUCCAACUGAAGAAGUGUUUGGGGGUUU